CGUUUUCAAUUCUCGAAGCAAACCAAGAUGGCGGCCGCCUGUAAGGGGAGGAAGUAGAAAAUAGUGAACAAAUUACAUUAAAAAUUACCGUUUAUUGUUAAAAUUUAAAAGUAGAAAUUGAGUCUGAAGUGAAAAUGGUAUGUUCAUGAAAUGAUUGAAAGGGUUCAGUGUACAGAAAAGGCAUAUUUUGGGCCAAGAUAAUAUGGGGGCCCAACAAGCAAAAGAGACAAAAUCCGGGAAACGAGAAAGGAAAACAAAGGAUAAUCGGCAAAUUAUUCAGAAUUUUGCUCAAGACUCAAAUGAAACCAUAUUCCAGGCAAGGCCUCUACCUGAUGCCCCGGGGUCAGGCUUGGAUACCCUCGGGUCAAAAUGGAUGUCCAAAGAGAACCUCCUAGCUAACCAGGCAGAAGAUGAUCCCAACUUGUUUGUAGCUCUGUACGAGUUUCAGUCAGGGGGAGACAAUCAACUUACAAUUGUUAAAGGAGAGCAGAUGACAAUAUUAGGGUAUAACAAAGGUGGGGAAUGGUGUGAAGUCAAGAACAAGGCUGGUGAGAUAGGCUGGGUACCAAGCAACUAUAUAGCCCCUGUGAACAGCCUGGACAAGUUUAGCUGGUACCAUGGGCAGAUUUCUCGGAAUGCCUCAGAGUAUUUACUGAGCAGUGGUAUUAACGGAAGUUUCCUUGUCCGAGAGAGUGAAAGUAGUCCCGGUCAACGGUCAAUCUCUGUUAGGUAUGAGGGUCGAGUUUAUCACUACAGAAUUAGCGAAGAUUCUGAUGCAAAGGUAUAUGUGACAGUUGAUCAUAGAUUUAACACGUUAGCCGAACUUGUCCAUCAUCAUUCUAUACAUUCGGACGGCCUUGUUACAACGUUACUCUACCCUGCACCAAAGAGGACAAAACCGACGGUGUUUGGUUUGAGCCCGGAACCGGACCGCUGGGAAAUAGAGAGGACCGAGAUUGCAAUGAAGCACCGGUUAGGUGGUGGUCAGUAUGGUGAUGUGUACGAGGCUGUGUGGAAACGAUACAAUAAAACCGUUGCUGUCAAAACUCUGAAGGAGGACACAAUGGCCUUGAAGGAUUUCCUAGAAGAGGCAGGAAUCAUGAAAGCUAUGAAACAUCCCAAUCUUGUUCAACUGUUAGGUGUGUGUACAAGGGAGCCCCCAUUUUAUAUUGUCACAGAGUUCAUGACCCAGGGAAAUCUGUUAGAUUUUCUCCGAGGCCGCAACAAAGAAGAUAUAGGACCAACUAUAUUAAUGUACAUGGCUACACAGAUAGCGUCAGCCAUGGCUUAUUUAGAAGAAAAACUUUUUAUACACAGAGAUCUGGCAGCAAGAAAUUGUUUGGUAGGAGACAGUCAUUUAGUAAAAGUGGCCGAUUUCGGUUUAGCGAGGCUCAUGAAGGACGACACAUACACCGCCCAUGCUGGCGCUAAAUUUCCCAUCAAAUGGACGGCACCAGAGGGACUUGCUUUCAACAGAUUCUCAACAAAAUCUGACGUCUGGGCAUUUGGAGUGUUGCUAUGGGAACUAGCUACCUAUGGUAUGUCACCAUAUCCUGGGGUGGACCUCACAGAGGUGUACCACUUGUUAGAGAGGGGAUACAGGAUGGAACGGCCCCAGGGUUGCCCCGCCCACAUUUACCAGCUCAUGAUGAGAUGUUGGCAAUGGGACCCUAAAGACCGACCAACUUUUCACGAUAUUUUAUUGUCAUUAGAGAAUAUGUUUGAUAAAACUAAUGUGAACGAUGAAGUGGAAAAGGAACUUGAGAAAACUGACCCUGGUGGUAAGAAAGUGCGAGCCCCAAGCUCUGAAAGUAGUGAUGGCCGACACAGUGCAGGUCCAACACCACCAGCUGGAAGGAGAGUUCUUCCCCCUGAUACAGAUUUUAGUCUUCAGCAAGUUAGUGAUAUUCUUGGACGUAAAUCAGGUGGUCGGAAGAAGGGCUCGGCACCAACCCCUCCCCGUCGCACGGUUUCUGCCAUCAAAGAACAAGAAGAGAGCCCUGAAUCAGAGUUGAAAUCCAAAAUGAAAAAACAAAAAGCUAAAAUUGAAAGUAGCACAAUACCGGAAUAUCCGUUUGAGUCGAACAAUUUUGCAAAUACUACAGAUCUGAGUGAAUUUAUUAAUGCUCCACGUAUUCCACAAAUGCCCCCAAGUCAGAAGGGCUUCCAGAGAGCAGAUAAUUCUAAGGAAGCGGGAGGAGCAAAAAGUGGCGACCCUCGAACUGGAAUGGAGGAUUCUGGGAUUUCACGUGGAACUGGAAGUAGUGACAGUUUAAAGCAUUUAGCUAUAGACAAGUCGAAGUAUAUGAUAAAUACAGAGACAGCCACUCGUUCAAAUGAUACUAAAUCUCCCCGACUGCAACAGGGACAAGACCCGCGUAGCAGUGGGAGAAAAUUUUCGUACCCAAUGAUUAAACAGGAAUAUAAAGCAGCUAAUGAAUCUGCUGGCACUCGUAGUGUGGACAUUGGAACUAGUACAGGUGAUGAAAAUUUACACGUGGCUUCAACCAGUUUCCGUGGAAAGCAGUAUCCCAAGGUGCCUUUACCGCUGCCACAGUCAGCGAGUUUACGUAAAAAACGUAUAGAGCGUCCAAAAUUGAAUACCAGUCAUAGUAUGGAUGCUGAGAGCGACGAAAUAGUUACUGUAGGUAAAUUAGAUGUAAAUAAUGUUACGCAGACUAUUAAUAGAUAUGGAACCAUUCCUAAGGGCGUUAGAAUUGGUGAAUAUCUUGCUUCGAUGCAAAGUGACGCUGCUGCUCAGCAACAUCGGGAAUUAUCUACGGUAGAAGAUCAUGACUCAGGUACAGAUACCGCUAGUGUUUCCUCGUGUCCGGUUUUACAUCCGAACGGGGUUCAGCAUAACUUGGCGGGCAAUACAAGUGGGGUUGUGGGCGUGUCUUCAGUGACAUCGGGGUCGAUGGGUGCUAGGGGUGAUAACGAGGGUGGUGGUAUACAACAGGAAUCAAACGUUAGACCCUCGGCGGUGGUGAAAUCUCAGUCCUCACAUGUGAUAGUAGAUAACCCAAAAGCUCAAUACAGUGGUCUACAGCGACAAAAAUCGGACCUUAUUCCUGGCUCAAAGCCAACUGUCGAGGGGAGGGAAUCACCUCUUGGUGAUCAACGACCAAAACCUAGUCCUAGAUUCUCAAGACUUUUCUUAGAUCAAACUGAAAAUGUGUUAAAAUUAGAGGAACCUGAUAAACAUUCAAUUCAUAGCCCUCCAGAUCGGCCUGUUUCUUCCCCAAAACUUGGGGGACAGAAUCGUCCUAAAGACUUGACACAAAGUCAGUCAAGCGAGUCCACUCUUGUAAGUAGCCCCGAUUCAGUAUUUGACCCGAGAACACGGGGUUCGCUGGAACAUAAAGUUCCUUUACGACCUCCGUUUCAACAGAAACCCAGAUCUGGUUCCGCCACUGAAGAAUUUCAAAGAGAGGCUGGAGAUUCAGCAAAUGUAGGUGGUGGGGACACUAAUUCUAAUGCCUCUGUGUUAUCAAAAGUAGCAAAGUUUCAACCUGUGGGUUCUGAAUUUAGUUCCUUUAGGCCGUUUCAGCGUGGAGAGCAGGGGCGUGAUUCAUUCAAAGAUGACAAAAACUUAAAAAUUCCACCAGAUGUACCAAAUAAACCUCGAGCUCCGGACGAAAAGCCGAUUAUAAGUGGACUUAAACCGGUUGGGGCAGGUACCCCAACCUCUAACAAAUCAGUUGUUGAAAGUUUUAACAAUGGUGAGAGUGCCGAAGAUCCAGCUGAAAAACCAGUAACAAAAGAAACUAUAGUAAGUGCUUCAGAUAGACUAAAAUUGUGUAUAGACUCUUUAUCAACUGUAGGGAACAAAUCAAGUGUGAAUUUUAUGGAGCUCGUAGAGGAAAUGCAAUCUUUUUAUGAAAUGUGUUCUGUGUUUAUAGAUAGUUUGCCUCCGCAUGCGAAGUUUCACACGAAAGAACUUCUGUCCCGGUUGCAGUCGCAGCAGCAGAAUUUGAAAACUUUUACGAGCUCGACACCCUCUGGUGGCGGGAAUUUGCUCGGUGAUAUCCAAUCAGUGAAUAAAGAAAUAAAGGAAGUUAUACAGAGAUAAGGCUACACAACGUUUAGAUCUUAUUUAGUAUAUAUGUGCUGUAAAUUCAUUUAAUUUUGUGAGCUGUUUAAAUUCAUGGGUUUGUGUUGAACAUUUAAAUUUGUAGGUUGUACUUUUUCUUCAACAACCACAAAAGCCUUGAAAAAAUUUUAAAAUUCUUCAUGAAAAUUUUACUAUUUUCCUGAACAAUUCAAUGGCUUGUUUAUAAUAAUAUAGGGAAUUUAAAUCAGUUUUAAUAUAAUGCUGCAAUGGAAAUGUUUUGUACCAUUUCUUGUGAAAGAAUUAUUUCCAGGACAUAUAAGAAAGGUGCAAUACAGCAGAAGUAUUGGAAAUUUACAGUAAAAAUAAAUUCAACAAAAUGUAAAAUUUAAUAAAGUAUUAUGUUUUAUUUUGGGUUUUUAUUAUUGAUAGAAAUGGCAUAUUGUAGGUUUAAAAACUUUUGGACUACACAAAAAAUCAAAAAUCAACUUUAUUGGAGUUAUAUUCUAUUAAGUUAUAUUAUUAUACUUUAAACAAAGUAGGGUUUCAUGUUAAAAUACAAGAGAUCUUGUUUUAAAAAUUGUUUUGGACUUUUUUGUCGCAGAAUGUUAUUGGCCUCCAAAUCUGUGCCGUCUGAUCAUAGUCUGCACUGUUUGCUGUCCAUUACAUAUUUUGAAAUUUUCCCUAAAAUCAAUUGUCUUGAUUGAAAGAUGGAUAAGUCCAUAAACUUAUUUUCUGCAAUAAUUCUCCAGAAGUUGUGGUGUUAAUGUAAGGUAUUUAAUACAUUACUGUAGCACAUUGUUCUUUAGGCUUUUGCCAAUAGUUUUUCAUCCUU
Messenger RNA from Ruditapes philippinarum (Manila clam), 4886 nucleotides. RefSeq names its product tyrosine-protein kinase ABL1-like. Gene Ontology annotation, molecular function: protein binding; non-membrane spanning protein tyrosine kinase activity; ATP binding. Bases 203 to 4072 code for a protein of 1289 amino acids. The transcript has 12 exons. The record is from RefSeq and is a predicted model, not a curated record. Gene Ontology annotation, biological process: protein phosphorylation. Lineage: Eukaryota; Metazoa; Mollusca; Bivalvia; Venerida; Veneridae.